AUGCUAGGAGAACAUUUGAAAAAUGGUCCAAGAAAUUCUUUAUAUACUAGUCCUGGUAUUCAAAAUGACAUAAUUUCUAUUUGUGGUGAAAUAAUCAAGUCAAAAAUUGUCCAAAGAGUAAAUGCUGCCGAGUGCUUUUCUGUGUUAGCGGACGAAACUACAGAUAUUGGAAGAAUUGAACAAAUGUCUGUAUGUUUGCGUUAUUAUGAUCAAAAAGAUAAAAAAAUUCGAGAAGAUUUUUUAGAAUUUACACCGGCUGUUGAUCUUAGUGGAAAAGGACUAGCAACUUUGAUAAUGGGGUGUUUACAGAAGAACAGUAUACAUUGUCAAUUUUUAGUUGGACAAGGUUACGAUAGAGCCUCUGCCAUGAGUGGAUAUUUACAUGGUGCUCAAGAAUACAUAAAAAAAGAUUUUCCCAUGGCACUUUAUGUACAUUGCAGUGCUCACUCACUCAAUCUAGCGUUGGCCAACGCCUGUUCAUUGCCCUCAAUAAGAAACUGUAUUAGCACCAUUCAAACUGUUGGAACAUUUUUUCGCUCAUCGGCUCAAAGAAGUGAAUUAUUGAGAACAACUAUUAUCGAAACUCUUUCAGAGACAAAGCAUACCACAUUAGUUGCAUUAUGUGAAACUCGUUGGGUUUAUAAGCAUGAAAGUGUCAUGCGGUUCAAAGAACUAUAUCCCGCUAUUAUUGUUGCAUUGGAAAAAUUGGAGUCAUCAAUAAAUAAAGAAACUGCUCAAAAGUCUUGUCAGUUAUUAAGUACAAUUAAAGACGCUAAAUUUGUUAUACCUCUCUCGAAGCAUGCAAUCAUGUUGAUGAUGUGUUAG
This is a messenger RNA of Sipha flava (yellow sugarcane aphid), 825 nucleotides long. RefSeq names its product zinc finger MYM-type protein 1-like. The coding region runs from base 1 to 825 and encodes 274 amino acids. The record is from RefSeq and is a predicted model, not a curated record. Lineage: Eukaryota; Metazoa; Arthropoda; Insecta; Hemiptera; Aphididae. The transcript has 2 exons.